This is a messenger RNA of Triticum dicoccoides, 1843 nucleotides long. Its product is annotated as putative disease resistance protein RGA3. The record is from RefSeq and is a predicted model, not a curated record. NCBI's taxonomy places the organism in Eukaryota, Viridiplantae, Streptophyta, Magnoliopsida, Poales, Poaceae. The transcript has 2 exons. The coding region runs from base 142 to 1713 and encodes 523 amino acids. Gene Ontology annotation, molecular function: ADP binding.
UGCGUGGCCGAGAAAUCGCAAUAUACAUGGCCCCUGUUUUAGCGCGUUCCGUCGCAGCGUGCGAGUGACAAACAACCAACUUUUCAUAUUGGUUCUUCCAUUCCUGCGACCGAGCCAACUCACCGGCGGCGACCGACCGACAUGGGUUCGCUGCUGAUACCGUUGGUGAGCAGCGUCGCCGCCAAGGUCGGCGACACGCUGGUGCGCGAGCUUCUGCGCGCGUGGGGCCUGGACAAGGCCCGUCGGAAGCUGGAGCGGCACCUCGCGGCCAUCCAGUGCAUCCUGCUGGACGCCGACGCCAAGAGCCGCACCAACCCCGCCGUCUGCCGGUGGGUCAAGGACCUCAAGACUGCCGUCUACCACGCCGACGGCAUCCUCGACGACUUCCGCUACGAGGCGCUCCGCCGCCGUGCCGCUCAGAUCCGUCCCCACUCCACCGCACGCAAGGUGCUGAACUACUACACCUUCAAUAGUCCGGUUGUUUUCCACGUCUCCAUGGGCAAAAGGAUUAAGGAUUCCCUUGAAAUGAUAGAUGAAUUGGUUGUGGAGAUGAAUAAUUUCCACUUCCUACAACAUGCUGAGGUGCCAACCCUUGUUCAUCCGCAAACACACUCUCAUGUCGAUGAAUUGAAAAUUGUCGGUAGACAAGAUGAGAAGGAACAGGUGGUGAAGAUAUUGCUUGGCCACGCCCACAAUGAUGGAAAUAAUAAUAAUGUGAUGGUGCUACCAAUAGUUGGUAUGGGGGGAAUUGGUAAGACCACCCUUGCUCAACUUGUGCACAAUGAUCAGAGAGUGAUGCACCAUUUUGAGUUGGUCAUAUGGGUUUGUGUCUCUGACAAGUUCAUCAUCGAAGAAAUAAUACGGUCUAUAAUACAAGUGGCAUCGAAGGAGAAAUCUAAAUUUACCAAUAUAGAGGCACUGCGGAAGGAACUUACUGAAGUGUUGGGUAAUAAAAGGUACCUCCUAGUGUUGGAUGAUGUUUGGAACGAGGACAGACAAAAGUGGGAUGAUAUGAUAUCAUUGGUAUGCUCACAUGCUGGCUCGGGUAGUGCUAUAAUUGUGACAAGCCGCAGCAAUCAAGUUGCUUCUAUCACGGGCACACUUCCUCCACAUCACAUAUCACUUCUAGAUGAAGAUCAAUCAUGGGAGCUUUUUCAUAGAAACACAUUUGGAAGGGGAGUGGAAAAGCAAGAGGAAUUGAUUUUAGUGGCUAAGAAUAUUGUGAACAAGUGUAAGGGAUUACCUCUUGCUAUCAAGACCAUAGCAGCUUUACUUCAUUCAAAGCAUCACAGUCAAUGGUUUUCUGUUCUGGAUAGUGAUGUCUGGAAGGAUGAUAUCCUCACAACUACCGGAAUUGUACCUGCAUUACAGCUGAGCUAUGAUCACUUGUCAUCGGAAGAAAAAAUAUGUUUUUCUUUAUGUGCUAUUUUCCCCAAGGAUAGCUUGAUGGAUAAAGACAUGUUAAUUCAUUUGUGGAUGGCAAAUGAAUUUAUUGCGUCAGAAACAAGAGGCCAACAAAUUUUUGAUGUGCUAGUUUGGAGAUGUUUCCUCCAAGAUUUGAAUAUUCAAAAGACUUUGCUCUCUAGUUUUGAUGAGUUCAUCCACAGACCAACCACUUGCAAGAUGCAUGAUCUCAUGCAUGAUCUUGCUGACUUGGUAAGCGGAAAGGCUUGCAUAGCUUGGCAAGUAUAUGUGUUGGUAAUGAUGAUAUAGACAACGGGGAAUCCUUUAUUUCUCCACCACCCUUCUUUCCUAAAUUGGAAACCAUGAUAGUUGCCGACAUGCCCAAGCUACAGAGAUGGCACCAGGAAGAGGCAGGACAUGUAGCAGUCGUAUCGUUCCC